GUACCCUAGCCGUCAUUCAUAAUCCGGCGGACCGGAAAGGGAGUGACGUCACUUCCUGCCGUGGCACCGCAAAAAACGCUCCCCCCUCGAUGGUGCUUCGGGAACCUUUGUUUCCGCCCUCGGAGACUCCGGUGCCGGGACCGGUUCGGAAGGCUCUACGCGGGGAAAGGACGGAGGAGCGGGGCGGAGCGGUGUUUGCAAUGGCUGCCACUGUGAACUUGGAACUUGAUCCCAUUUUUUUGAAAGCACUAGGCUUCUUACAUUCAAAGAGUAAGGAUUCUGCUGAAAAGCUAAAAGCCUUACUUGAUGAAUCUUUGGCUCGGGGCAUUGAUUCAAGUUACCGUCCAUCUCAAAAGGAUGUGGAGCCACCCAAAAUUUCAAGCACGAAGACUAUUUCCAUUAAGCAAGAGCCCAAAACAUCAUCCAGUCUUCCUUCUGGCAAUAAUAAUGGCAAGGUUCUCACAACUGAAAAGGUAAAGAAGGAAGCUGAGAAGAGACCUGCUGAUAAAAUGAAAUCAGACACCACUGAAGGAGUUGACAUUCCAAAGAAACCUAGAUUGGAGAAACCAGAGACACGGUCCUCUCCCAUUACCGUGCAAACCAGCAAGGAUUUAGCCAUGGCUGACCUUUCCAGUUUUGAGGAGACCAGUGCGGAUGAUUUUGCCAUGGAGAUGGGAUUGGCUUGUGUUGUUUGUAGGCAAAUGACAGUGGUAUCUGGUAAUCAAUUAGUAGAAUGUCAAGAGUGCCAUAACCUCUACCACCAAGACUGCCAUAAGCCCCAAGUGACAGACAAGGAAGUGAACGAUCCUCGCCUUGUGUGGUAUUGUGCCCGAUGUACCAGACAAAUGAAAAGAAUGGCUCAAAAAACUCAAAAGCCACCACAGAAACCAGCUCCCACAGUUGUUUCUGUAGCUCCCGCUGUCAAAGAUCCAUUGGUUAAAAAACCAGAAACUAAACUCAAACAAGAGACAACUUUUCUAGCAUUUAAGAGAACAGAAGUCAAGACAUCCGGGGUUAUUUCAGGAAAUUCUUCUAGCACCAGUGUUUCCUCUUCUGUAACAAGUGGCCUAACUGGAUGGGCAGCGUUUGCAGCCAAAACUACUUCUGCUGGUCCAUCAACAGCAAAAUUGAGUUCAACAACGCAAAACAAUAGUGGGAAACCUGCUACCUCAGCAGCUAACCAGAAGCCUGUGGGUUUGACUGGUCUGGCAACAUCAUCCAAAGGUGGAAUAGGUUCCAAAUUAGGUUCCAGUAACAACACUUCACCCACUGUACCAUUGAAACCACCUCCACCUCUAACUUUGGGCAAAACUGGCCUUAGUCGCUCAGUUAGUUGUGACAAUGUUAGCAAAGUAGGUCUUCCUAGUCCAAGUAGUUUAGUUCCAGGAAGCAGCAGCCAACUAAGUGGAAAUGGAAAUAGUGGGACAUCAGGGCCUAGUGGAAGUACCACCAGCAAAACCACUUCAGAAUCAAGCAGCUCUUCCUCGGCAUCCCUUAAAGGUCCAACUUCACAAGAAUCCCAGCUCAAUGCCAUGAAGCGAUUACAGAUGGUCAAGAAGAAAGCUGCCCAAAAGAAACUCAAGAAGUAAUGAGGCCAAGUAGGUUUUAAUAUCACAUUACCCUAAAGAUUAAAAUCUUAUUAGAACAUAAACUGUACUAUACUAUAACUUAAUAAAAAAUUUCAUAAUGAAA
Eptesicus fuscus (big brown bat) is the source of this 1692-nucleotide messenger RNA. RefSeq names its product integrator complex subunit 12 (gene INTS12). Gene Ontology annotation, cellular component: integrator complex. Bases 90 to 1589 code for a protein of 499 amino acids. Gene Ontology annotation, biological process: snRNA 3'-end processing. The transcript has 7 exons. The record is from RefSeq and is a predicted model, not a curated record. NCBI's taxonomy places the organism in Eukaryota, Metazoa, Chordata, Mammalia, Chiroptera, Vespertilionidae.